CCCAGGUCUCACCUCUCGUCAAGUAGUAUCGGUUAGUAUCGACAUCAGCUAACGCAGGCAUCUGUCGACUUUGUGUGCGACCAAUAACUUCAAUCAUGGUCAUACUCGAUGCACAGAAGCGGGCGGGGUCCGACCUGGUCCAACCAAGAUGGAAGGGGGCUCAAUUAAUAUCAGGUGGGUCCGUUUCCGAGACCGACUUGCUAAUGAUACGGAUACAACCACCCGCUACGCUUAUCCGUCGGCGUGUGAUACGCAAUAUAUGGCCUAUCUCAAAUGAAAUCAGGUUCAAGUAGCAAAAGCGUGCCCGCACCAGGGUCGCCUGCUUGGAUCAUAGUCCGCGCGUCCAAGGAGCUCUCCAACCCUACGUGAGAACAGCGCAUGGACCCUGUCCAGAACUAUAAACAUGAUCAUCGUCCCUCAUUACGAAAAAAGGGUUACCGUUUAUACUCGGUGCUCGUGGAAGGCUCCAGCCCAGCCAUCAACUAUCCGGUACAGUCUCUCAACGCCACGAUAGAUCCCCAGACUACCAUGCUCUCAAGCACAGCCAAGAGCAUCAAGCCUCGCAAAAGCACGGCGGUAAGGCGUAAAACUUCAAAGGUAUUAAAGUCGUCGAAGCACCAACCCCGAGUUCGGAAAUACAUACCUUUCGUCCUAUCAGGUUCUUACUAUGCCGAGGAGUUUGUCCCCAUCCCAUCACCGAAACUGGUCAUUGUCUCGGGCAUCGGAACCGACUCGAAGCCCAAGUGGCAGGACCGGAUCGCUUUCGAGUACCCUCGGGAUAAUGAAGAGUUCAGCAAAUGGAGCGCCGUUAGCCUACCGGAUUGUCUAAAGGGAAGUGGGAUACGGGGUGGAGAUCAGCGCUUGUUCCAAUGCAAAAGGCGAGAUUCGGGCGACAAUGCGUCUAUAUAUGAGUCGGAGGACAUAGACAACGCCGAGACCCUUCUGAACAUAAACGAGGACGUUCAAGAACUGAUGCUUGAAAUAAGGUGGCCAGGCUACCCCAACCUUUGCUGGAGCCCACGCAUCCCCAUCGGCCCUCCCCACGCACGUAUCACCCGACACACACUAGCAACCCGUAUUGCCUCCCAAUUCCGCAAGCUCUUCGCAGCCGUCGACUCCCCCAACUAUAUCAUUUCCGACCACCCUGCACUCAUGCAUGCGCAUUCACCAGCUACGGAGAGCGAAGCGCGCUGGCGCCUCGGCGUCAAAGGCGGUGGCAUCACCUUUGACCGUCUCUCGCUCGUUGCGGUUUAUAUAGACGAUAGUGGAACGAUGCGGCCCUCACUACGAGCUCUCAUGGAUCAGAAUGCACCAGGCGGGUUUGCAGCACGGGUGGCUGCUGUAUAUGAGAGUAAAUUCGGGCAAGGCUCACGAAGCAGUUGA
Coniophora puteana RWD-64-598 SS2 is the source of this 1383-nucleotide messenger RNA. RefSeq lists its product as uncharacterized. The coding region runs from base 379 to 1383 and encodes 334 amino acids. The record is from RefSeq and is a predicted model, not a curated record. The transcript has 4 exons. NCBI's taxonomy places the organism in Eukaryota, Fungi, Basidiomycota, Agaricomycetes, Boletales, Coniophoraceae.